CAUAUAUCAUGGAAACAGUGUCAGUAACAUCAGUGGUGAUUUAAAGUAUUAAAUUAGGAGUGUACCGGGCAGCGGGCUGCUGUUUCAAUGAUCGGGUGGAGUAUCUAGGCUGCUGCUCCAUACAGAGAGCUUCACCAUGUGGAGGAGAGCAGCGAGCUCGGUGCUCUGGGGACCAAAGGUCCUCCACACGGUCCGGUCCAGCUGUAGCAGGGUCUCCGGGAAGACCUGGGUCAGACCCACCGGGUUCGAUACCGGGGUGGAAACGUUCAACAGCCUGACCAAACAGAAAGAGCCUCUGAUCCUGGCCAGAGAGGGAGUAGCCACCUGGUACUGCUGUGGACCCACCGUGUACGAUCAUGCCCACCUGGGUCAUGCAUGCUCCUACGUCAGGUUUGAUAUCCUGGAGAGGAUUCUGUCCCGGCUGUUUGGAGUCACCGUGGUCCGUGCCAUGGUCAUCACUGACAUAGAUGACAAAAUAAUCAACAGAGGUUUGGAGGAAAAUGUUUCCCCAAGUGUCAUCGCCUCGCUGUAUGAGGAUGAAUUCAAGAGGGACAUGCUGUCAUUAAAGGUGAUUCCUCCUGCAGUGUAUAUGAGAGUCACUGAGAACGUGCAUCAUAUUGUCGCGUUUAUUGAUGGGAUCAUCAAGAAUGGACACGCAUACGCCACCAAAGAAGGUGAUGUGUAUUUUGACGUCCGGUCCAUCGGUGAUCGGUACGGCAAGUUUAUGGGAGCUGUGGAUCCUCAGGGAGAAGAAGGCGUCGGGAAUAAACGGGACUCGAGGGAUUUUUCUCUUUGGAAGCGGGCCAAACCCCAGGAGCCAUACUGGGAGUCUCCGUGGGGCCGAGGGAGACCCGGCUGGCAUAUUGAAUGUUCCACUAUCGCCAGCUCCGUGUUUGGGAGUCAGCUGGACAUCCACUCUGGAGGCAUCGACCUGGCCUUCCCUCACCAUGAGAACGAGGUGGCUCAGAGUGAAGCCUAUCACCAGUGUCAUCAGUGGGCAAACUACUUCCUCCACUCAGGGCACUUGCACCUAAAAGGCAGCACGGAAAAAAUGUCUAAAUCAUUAAAGAACUUUAUCACCAUCAAGGAUUUCCUCAAGUCGUACUCUGCCAAUGAAUUCCGGAUGUUUUGUCUUUUGUCUAAAUACAGAUCAGCUAUAGAUUACAGUGACAACAGCAUGUUGGUGGCUCGGACCUCUUUACAAAGCGUCUACACCUUCAUGCACGAUGCUCAGGCCUACAUGAAGGGUCAGCUGAUGUGUUCCCCCGUACAGGAAGCUGUUCUCUGGGAGAGGUUGGCUGAGACUAAAUCCAGCGUGAUGAAAGCACUGGCAGAUGAUUUUGAGACCCAUAGAGCCAUCAAUGCUGUGAUGAAUCUGGUUUUUCAUGGAAACCGCCAACUCCAGCCUGUUUCAAAGUGUGAGGGAACAGCCCGGAGCCCUGCAGUAUUUGGAGCGAUGGUCAGCUACAUCAGAGAAAUCUUGGAUGUGUUUGGGAUCGAUCUGCUGCACAGUGAGGAGGCGGAGGCGGUCGCUGGCCGUGUGAGUGUGGAGGCCGUCGUGGAGCAGCUCACCACCUUCAGAAGUGAAGUUCGAGCGUUUGCACUAGCUCGUCAGGACGGCCCGAGCAACAAACCUGGACUUUACCCAGAGAGGAUUCCUCUCCUCAAAGCCUGUGACGCCAUCAGAAAGGACCUGGCACCCUUGGGUGUCCUGAUAAAGGACAGAGGAGCCUCCUCUACGUGGGAGCUGACUCAGGGGAAACAGAGUUCGGACCAGGACGACUCAUCCAGCUGAAACCAGCUCUGCCUCUGACUCUCUUUAUGUUUUAAGCUUGUGGGCUCAAUUUAAUAACAUCACCUGAAAGACUUGAUGAAAACAAGAGACCAUACCGUCCUGACUUCAGAACACAACAAACUAACUUCAAGUUAGAUGCCUGAUGUGCCUGUUUUCAGUGGAUGAACUCAUAUUUAUUGCUUGGGAAGUCAGAAGGCAGAUUAUAGAAUAACAUCUGUCUAUUGAAGCAGGGCAAUACAUAUUUUGAUUAUUAGUUGUUUUUAUGAUGCACCUUUUGGUAUGUAUGGUGAAGGAUGAGUAUGGGCUGAAAUAUGUGUCACCAGACACUGAAUUUGAAUUAUUUAUAUUUGAAUUCGAAUUGCUUAACUUGAAUUGAAUUUGAAUCACAUAAUUUGAAUUUGUAUUGUUCAAUUUGAAUCAUUGCAUCAAAAAACUGAAUCUGAAUUGUAAUUUGAUUGAAUUUAUUAGUUUGGAACUGAAACAUUAAGUUCUCACAAUUCAAUUUCAAUUUUCUGCGACGUACAUCCGGGUCGUUGAGGCAGGGCAAUCGAGCGCAGAAAAUGGAUGUGCUGAUUGGCCUAAGUGGCGAUAUGGCAACCGGGUGGCAACAAAUGUUACAGAAAGAACAAAAAAACACUGGAGUUGCUGAUUGGCCGACGAGGUGCUAUGGCAACCAGGUGGCAACAAAUGUUACUAAAAAAACCCGGAUGUGCUGAUUGGCCGAAGAUGCGUUCUGUGUAUCUGCGCUCGAUUGCUCUGCCUUAACUACUCGGAUGUACGUCACAGAAAAUUGAAAUUGAAUUGUGAGAACUUAAUGUUUCAGUUCCAAACUAAUCAAUUCAAUCUCAAAUUACAAUUCCGAUUCAGUUUUUUGAUGCAAUGAUUCAAAUUGAACAAUAUAAAUUCAAAUUAUGUGAUUCAAAUUUAGUUUUUAAUGCAAUUAUUCAAGUUAAGCAAUUCAAAUUCAAAUAUAAAUAAUUCAAAUUCAGUUUCCGAUGGCACAUAUUUCAGCCUAUAGAUGAGAUGCUACUACAUUUAAAGUGAAGUGAUUUGCCAGUGAACCAUUUUUUACUUUCCAAGCCCACUAGAUGGCGCUCUCUGUUCAAUAAAGGGCUGAAAGUCUCAGUCACAGUCUGCACACCCAUUACUGGAGCUUUUGUUCUUUGUGGGCUGACAAAGUAAAGAAAAUGGUUAAUAGGGCUUAAUUGCAUUUUGGGAAAUUCUACCACAGUCAAAUUAGAAGACAUGAUAUCUCUUUGCUUUUAGUACAAAAAUACAAAUUGUCUGCUGCUCUUUGCCAAUUCCACCACAUGAACAAAGCCGGUCACAUUUCCCUGCAGGAAAACCUCCACUUCUACCUCUCAGAAACAUUUACAGUUCAAGAACCACGGCCAGCGAGUGCAGUAAAUUAUCGUGUCUUAUUUGUGUGUAUGAAUAAAAACUUUUUUUGUCA
Centropristis striata (black sea bass) is the source of this 3248-nucleotide messenger RNA. RefSeq names its product cysteinyl-tRNA synthetase 2, mitochondrial (gene cars2). The record is from RefSeq and is a predicted model, not a curated record. The transcript is spliced from 15 exons. Gene Ontology annotation, molecular function: ATP binding; cysteine-tRNA ligase activity. The coding region runs from base 137 to 1795 and encodes 552 amino acids. Gene Ontology annotation, biological process: cysteinyl-tRNA aminoacylation. Gene Ontology annotation, cellular component: cytoplasm. Lineage: Eukaryota; Metazoa; Chordata; Actinopteri; Perciformes; Serranidae.